AUGGCUGUGCAUGACUGCAGCGUGUUACUUAAUGGUAAAAACGUGCGCUGGCUGUGCGGAAGUAAUUAUCAGUUGUACAACCCAGUGAGAGAAGAGUGUAUCAAUGGUCAUGUGUUUGAAAAGACGACCACGUCUGCGCCAAAUCACCUAUCAACUAUACAUAGCAGUCCCUUAGCGCAAAUAGAAUCCAUACCUGUCCCAGAGGAGAAACCAAGCAGAAUGUCUCGACAAACAUGCAGAGGCAAGGCUGACUUACUGACAUGUAAUGGGCACUUGUAUUGUGGUCGUAAUGAAGGUUACAGAUGUUGUGGAUUUGAUGUCUACCAGCCUAAAUCACAGACAUGUUGCCGUCAAACAAGCGCAGAAUUCAAGAUCUAUGAUGACAAGCCAGAGAAAAGACACAUGUGUUGCAAUCUAGAUGUCCAUAAACGAGGGUCACCUAACGCCACAUGUCAACAUCCGGCCGCCAAUGACAAGUUCUUCCAAAAGCCCAGAAGGUUGAAAAGCGACCAGAGAAUAUGCCACGAAUCUUCUUACGUUUUUCGAGUAGAUAUUACAAAACAAAAGAAAGGACAAUACCUUACAGCUGAUGUUAGUCUGUGGAACUGGCGCCCGGCAUCGACUCGCGGAAAGCUGCGUAUGAAAAAAUCUCCAACGCGUAGGAAAGAGAUGGAUAUCAAAUUAGAUAAAUUUAGCAAAAAGCGAAAUAUAGUUAGAAAAAGUUUUAUAGUAUUUUCAAAGUAUAACUACUUAAAGGAUUCUGUUUUAUUUCUUAGAGCAAAUGAAGUUCUAUAUAAAAGUCCUAAGAGUCACAAAAAAAUUGGUACGAAAAUUGCGGAAAUUCCAUGCAAAAUGCAGGAGCUAACACAUGAAUGAUGUACACUAUGAAAAUAAUUGUUAUUUAUGUGGAUUUUAGGGUACAAAAUGACCAAAAAAAAAAAAACAACAACAACAACGGAAUUGUAGACAGAAGCAUUAAGGAAAUGUAAAUAGUGUAAAUAGUUGCAAAAAUAGAUUAAACAUGUUUAGCUGCCUAUCUAUUGAUACAAUUCAAAGUAGUACAACAUUGAAUAGCGCAGGUGAUCUAAAUUGCUCACUUGUUACUCGAUUACUGUUACACACACACUAUGUUUUUCAGUUUUGUCAAUCAGUUGUAUAUAGUUAAUGAUAUACUCUUUAAACUAUGAAUGAUCAUGCAUUGUAAAACUUCUUUCAGUUUAAGUUCAUUACUUUUGUUGUUACAAGUUAUUUACUUUUGUUUCAUGACGUAUCGGGCACUGAAUAUAGUGCAUGUAUUUCUAUGUAUUGUUUUCGUUUGUACAAAGCUGGCUUUAUCUGUGUUAGCUUGUUUCUAAAUAUGUCGUCUUUCGAAUUUUAUUAGUGUGCAAACAGUCACACUUUUGCCAUAAUACGGAAUACUCAUCGCUCCACUAAAUUAAUUGUACAUCUUAUAUUUUAUAUUGCUUUACCGAUGCAUUAAAGUUAGCAUCAAAUAAUAGUUAAUGAUAGGUAUUGAUUCUGUAAACUGUACCGACAUACAGAAACUUCUUUCUUGCAAAAUGAAUACCCAAGAAAAAUAUCAUAAUUUUUAAUUUAAGGCUACAAGAAUAUGAAGAUCUUUUUAAUAUUCCUACCUUUGGUGAAUAUUAAUGAUAUUUCAUAUACUGUUCGAUAUUCAUAUAUUUAUUUUGUAACAUUACAUUUAAUAUUUGUUUUUCAAUUUAUGUACUUUGUACAAUUAAUGGAAUGAUUCUAUGUCUGUCUAUCAGUUAUGCUAACAGAAGACAUGUUAUUGCAUCUAAACUAUACACAAAAUGUACAUACUUUAUCAUGUACAUUAUAUUUCUUGUUUGACAGGUGACUUAUAGGCCCACUGGGCCGGGUGCUUGCUUUCUUGCCUUUGAAAGUUUAUGUUUAUAAAUAUGUACUACACAUGUCACUAUAAUAAAAUAUUUACUAUCUUAUUGUUAAUUUUUUCGAAAAGCUACAUAGUAUUUGUGAUAGCACAAAAUGUUUCACUUUUCCCAGGCUAAUAAAUCCUGUUGUCAACCUGCUGCUUAAAAGGCACUAAUUGUAUGACAUGUUUUCAAAGUAAAAUAGAUAAUUGAUUUGUCAACAACAGGAAAACCCAAGUAUUAGACUUAUGCCUUCUUUACAGGCAGUACAUUCUCAGUACUGUAGAAGAACUUCUAAGCUGAUACAAAAUAAACUAAAUUAUAUAUUUCAAACAUACUCCUGAAGAGUUAUCAAAUAUACCUGGAUGCUAUAGCACUGAAGUAAUCUAGAGGUAGAUCUAUGAAAGAUCGUCCGCCUCGCAAGCGUGUGUCGGGAUCAGGUCCGCGAUAGGAUCAUAGUACAGACUUAACAUUCUAUUUGCUUGACGCUCAGCUAAAACAUGACAGUUCAACAACUUGUCAGCUUACGUCAGUAUAAUGUGAGUGGUAUUCCAGUUAGGCCGAUCUAUACAGAUGGGCUCACUCCUUCAAAUAUACUCCGUCGUUACAUGAUUGAUGGGCCUAAGCUUGCUAAAACAUUUUCAUUUUCAAAUGUUGCUAAACAUUUUCUUUUUUUCUUUUUAGUGUGUAACUGCGUUAAAAUUUAUGUUGUAUGUAAGAAGAUAAGUAUAAAGUGAACUUUUAGAACUGCAUAUCAUUUUUACCAUUUUCUGUCUGAUACAACAAAGAGGAAAGUAUAGCACCCAACUGUAAAAGUCCUGAAUACCAAACAUGCAUUAAAAUAGCCUGAUGAUAAUCUCUGUUAAUACAACAUUUUAUAAUUUUACCACUGAACAAUUGAAAAAUUUCCAUGACCAACAACUUUACGAAGCUGGUAAAUAACAUCUCCAUCGACGUCAGGUUUGAAUAUACUUUGUCGCAGAAUUGUUUUCAUAUUACCAUAGAAUUUAAAUCAAAUUUUGUUUAAAAAUGAGAGAGAAUGCGUUGUCAUAGAAAUAUGAGCCCCGCGACAUAUACAUUUUAAGCAUUUGUGAGAAAACUUAUGCACAUACUAAUACAAAUAUCAACUAUGCAGGCUUCUACGGAAAUGCAAUGAAAAAUGUUUCAUAUCCAUAGUUUCCUUUUUCUUUCAAUAUAAAAUACCUAUGGAGAGUCAUGUACUUCAAACCUAAAUACAGUUGUGUUUCAGGCAACAGAGAAAAACGAACUUAACAUUGUAGCAGCUAAAACAUUAAAUUAUACGAAAUACAAUAGAUUGCCACGGUUCCAUUAAUUUGAAUCUACCCUGCUGACAAUCUUUAACGAAAUUUGACGGAAUUUUGACAUUAAGGUACUGUGCACAAAUUUUACUGUUUAAUCAGUGGGUAGGUGUUUAAACAUUCCGUAACAUUCCAACCUACUGAUUAAUAAUGAAGCACCCUUUAAAAGGUAACAAUGUUACGUGCUACCCUAUAGUAUUGUCCUCGUUCCAUUCAGGCCAAUGUAAAGUUGUAAACAUGUUGUAUACUGUUAAACGUUAAACAUACUUAAGUUUAUAUAAUAUUUCAAAUCUAAAAAUGUGUUUGUUUGAAUUUAUCUGCACUUAGUAUAUUAUCUAGCCGUUUUCCACUAUGCAUUUUGAAAGAUAUUACUUAGUAUAUUAGCGGGCCGUUUUCCACUAUGCAUUUGAAAGAUAUUGCUUAUUUUUUCCACUUUCGUGGAACGUGUGCAUUUUUGUUAAUCUAAAUUUUGUUCUAUUUUUAAGCCCAGAUUGUAUUUGUUUGUGAAAAACAAACAUGAGAUUAUGCGAGAUCUCCACUUUAAAAACAAUUUGAUAAUACCUAUCCCAAGAAUGCAAACAUGUUUAAAUGCGGUUAUUUAAGAUGCUGGUAUUCCAAUUAUUUUGAAUGUCACUCAACAACAUAUUUGUUUACUUUUGAAUACUAGCACAACCUUUAGUUGAUAUGUUUCUAAUGCUUAGUCUUAUGAUCAGGUCUCCAACCAUUACAAAUAACGUGUCACGAUAUAAUUAUAAAUGAUGUUAAAAUAAAAAAAGUGGAAACACUUCAGGUCGCCUAACAUAACAAAAUUGGAAACGUUUUAAAGGUAUCCCAUAAUAGAAACCUAUAUAAAAAAGCCCUUAUAUUGACCAGAACAUUUAAUGAAGAUGAGCGCUUUCAGAUGUAACGUUUUAUUUUCUGUUUUCCUAGUAUGUGGAUAUUUGCGAACAGAAGAUAGAAAAUUGCGCUUGCUGUGCGGACAUAAUUUACAGUUGUACGACCCAGUGAUAAGAGAGUGUAUCAAUGGUCAUGUGUUUGAACGGACAACCACGUUAGCACCAAAUCACCUAUCAAUUAUACAGAGCAAUCUGUUAGUGCAAACAGAAUCCAUACCUGUUCCAGAAGAGAAACCAAGUAGAAUGUCUAGAAGAAUGUAUAAAAGUUCUUAGAGUCACAGAAAGAUGGUACGAAAAUUGCGAAACAUCCAUGAAAACUGCACGAGCUAACUCAUACAUGAAGAAAACUGUGUAAAUACUUGUAAAAAGUAGUUAUUUGCUAACGUUUAAAAAGGGAAUUGUAUAGAAGCGGUAGUAAAAAGUUGCUAAAAUAGCCUUUAUGUGUUUUAGCUGCCUUUUUAUUCACGCUAUUUAAAGUGAUACAACAUUACAUUAUAUAACAGGUGAUCUAAACACUCGCAGUAUAUUUUCUUUUGUUACGCGAUCCUAUAUGCCAUUUAAAUAACUCAGUUUUGUCAAUUUGUUGUGUAGUUAAUGAUAUACUCCUUAAACUGUCAAAAACCCAACAUUGUAAAACUUCUUUUAGUUUAAGUUCUUUACUUUUGUUUCAUAACGUAUCGGGCAGUGAAUCCAUUUCAUGUUUUUCUAUAUAUUGUUUUCGUUUGUACAAAUCUAGCAUUAUAUUUGUUAGUUUGUUUCUAAAUAUUUUACUUUUUGUAUGUCGUUUUUCGAAUAAUGUGUUCUCAUAAAGCAUUUUAUUAGUUUGCAACCAGUGGCAGUGUUGACAUAAAACGAAAGACUCAUCGCUUCACUAAAUUAAUUGUACAUCUUAUAUUUCAUGUUCUUGUAAAUAUUAAUGACAAGCAUUGAUUCUGUACACCUUACUUGGAAUGUACAGGAUGUUUGUUUUCUAAAUUCAGUAAUAGAUUGGUAAAAUGCUUUGAUAACAUUCAUUAAUUUUUUUUGUUUUAGUUGUUUGUGUGAUUUUAUUUAUGAUACUUUACUUAUGCGUAGCUUCAAGGAAAAGUUUUCAUAGCUCAAUUAUUACAGUUGAAACACUUUUUACUAUAAAUACUUGAGAGCUAAUGUGUUCGAAAUUUUCAUCUUGUGAAGAAUUUUCAUUCUUGUGAAAUAUUCUUAAAAUCAAACUUGUGAAUAUAAACGACAUUUCAUAUACUAUCUGAUAUCAUAGAUUCAUUCAUUUUGUAACAUUACAUUUAAUAUUUGUUUUUCACUUUAUAUGUACUUUGUACAAUUAAGGGAAUGAUUUUAUGUCUAUCAGUUAUUCCAACAGAAGACAUGUAUUGCAUAUAUAACUAUAUGCAAAUGGAAUAUACUUUAUCACGUACAUUCUGUUUCUUCUUUGACUAGGUGACUUAUAGGCCCAUUGGGCCGGGUGCUUGCGUUCUUGCCUUUGAAACUUUAUGUUUAUAACUACGUACUGCACAUAUAACUAUAAUAAAAUAUUUAAAAUCUUAA
Molecule: messenger RNA, 5649 nt
Organism: Mercenaria mercenaria
Lineage: Eukaryota; Metazoa; Mollusca; Bivalvia; Venerida; Veneridae
Exons: 6
Coding region: 1-876 (291 amino acids)
Source: RefSeq, a predicted model, not a curated record